AUGGCGCUCCGCAGGAGCGCCGACUACGUCAUAGUCGGCGCCGGCAGCGCCGGCUGCGUGCUUGCCAACCGCCUCUCUCGCACCGGCGCCUCCGUCCUCCUGCUCGAAUCUGGUGGCGCCGGCGGUGAGACCUCCUUCGACCGGCCGUCUCUUCUCUCGAGGCUUCCGACGGCGCUGGCGCUGCCGAUGCACUUCGAGGGCUACAACUGGGGCUAUCUGGCGGAGCCGGAGCCGGUGCUCCGCGGCCGCCGCGUCACCUGCCCACGCGGCAAGGGCCUCGGAGGCUCGUCCGCCAUCAACGGGAUGGCCAACCCUCGUGGCCCGCCGCAGGUGUACGUGCGCGGCCACGACCGCGACUACGACACGUGGAACGCCGGCUUCGGCGACGGCGGCGGUGGUUGGGGCGCAGCGGACGUGCUGCCGUACUUUCGGCGGAUGGAGACGGCCUGCGAGAUUGACAUCCUCCCGGGCCGGCGGGGCACGGACGGGCCUCUGCAGGUCAAGCACGGCACCAACAUGCUCGGCACGCCGCUGUACGACGCAUUUGUGCGCGCGGGCGACGAGGCUGGCUACGGCGCGACAUACGACUACAACGGCUGCCGGCAGGAGGGCAACCUUUAA
Molecule: messenger RNA, 621 nt
Organism: Emiliania huxleyi CCMP1516
Lineage: Eukaryota; Haptophyta; Isochrysidales; Noelaerhabdaceae
Product: choline dehydrogenase
Exons: 5
Coding region: 1-621 (206 amino acids)
Molecular function (GO): flavin adenine dinucleotide binding; oxidoreductase activity, acting on CH-OH group of donors
Source: RefSeq, a predicted model, not a curated record